CUUUGAAAAUAGAACGUCGGUAGCAAAAUUGAAAAGAAAAAAAAAGUUUCCCGCCGAGUGAGCAGUUGAGGGAAAUCAAAAGAAAAAGAGAAUGGGAAAGAAGAGAAAUGCAAGCACAAUGGACGACGUUGAUCGGUUGUUCGAAUGCUUCAGAUGUGGCAUCUCUCCUCCUCAAUCUGCUGUAAGGGAAAGAAAAAGAUGUAAAAGCAAGCUGAAUCGAGAAAAUUCUACAAGAAAGAUCUCCGUGUCACCUUGUUCGCCUUCCCUAUCAGAACAAAGAAAGGAAACUGCAACCAGUGCACAACUCUCUGUCGAAAAGUCUGCUUCAACAACAGUUAAGCCUGGAAAAUUUAGCCGUGGGAAACAGUUCUCACCAGUUAUAUUUUAUGGGUCUCCACAUGGCAUUCCUCCAAAAAGACCAUUGAGUUUGCUGCGCUUGUUACGUGAAAUUCACAUUGAUCUUAGUGAACAAGAUAAAUCAAAUUUAAGAACAGCGGUAUGGGCUACAUUUCCAAGACAGGAUGAAGCAGUAAAGUUUGCUAAAGGACAUGCAAAUGCACAUGUUUUUAGUUAUCAAGAUCACUAUAGUGGGCAGAGAAGAUAUCUUGCUUCUACGUAUGAGGAGUUUUGGAAGAGGUACAAACUUAUGGAAUCAAACCUUCGCCAUCACUAUGAAGUGAUUCAGGAGGGUUUCCCAUGUCACUUGUACUUUGAUUUGGAGUUCAAUAAGAGAGACAAUUUGGGAAGGGAUGGAGAUGAAAUGGUUGAUCUCUUGAUUAUUGUCAUUCUAGAGGCCUUGCUGCAAAAAUACUCUAUCAACGGAAAUCAGGAUUGGGUGGUGGAGCUUGAUUCCUCUACUGAAGAGAAGUUUUCUCGCCAUUUGAUAAUGCAGAUACCAAAUAUGGCUUUCAAGGACAACUCGCAUGUGGGUGCAUUUGUUGCAGAGAUAUGCUCACGCAUAGCAAGUGCAAAGGGGAAGGAUGAAAGGUUUGAAAAGUUAUAUGUGAAAAAAGAUUCAACCUCUGCCGAAUCUCCUGGUCAACUUUUUGUGGACACUGCUGUCUAUUCUAGAAAUCGUUGCUUUCGCCUGGCUUUAUCAUCUAAGGCAGGAAAGAAUUCCUUCCUCUUACCUACCAAGCGUUUCAAAUGUAGGGACAUGGGUGAGGAGGACAUGUUCAUGGCAUCCUUGAUUUGCAAAAUGGACAUUGAUUGUGAGAAGCUUUUGGUCUGCAAAAUGGAAUUAGAUUGUGUGAAGACACUGCACUUCGAGACAGAGGUAACUAGUACUUUGGAAGUAUCACAAAGCUCAAGAAAAAUUGGCAUAGUGAUGUUUCUUCAACAUACCAAACAGGAAAAGUCGCCCUUCCCUUGUUUGGAUGAAUUUAUAAUCUCAAUGCCUCCACCAGCAAUAUACCAGGUAGCAAUUGAAUCAAGCAUGUUCCAGUACCCUCAAGAAAAAUUGGCAUCAGUGAGUGUUUCUUCAACAUACCAAACAGGAAAGUCGCCCUUCCCUUGUUUGGAUGAAUUUAUAAUCUCAAUUGCCUCCACCAGCAAUAUACCAGGGAAAAUACGCUGUUGGUAUUGGUUCUCUGAUGGAUUGGUUGUCUAUAGCAUGUCAAGAAAUCGAUACUGUGAAAUUGGUAGAGAGCAUAAAAGCAAUCACGGGAAUCUUAUUAUCAGAAGUGUUAUGAUCCAGAUUGCAAAGGUUACCAUCUCCUCUGCGUCCAAUCCCGACGGAUUGCAUCCCUGA
Hibiscus syriacus is the source of this 1750-nucleotide messenger RNA. RefSeq names its product DNA-directed primase/polymerase protein. Gene Ontology annotation, biological process: error-prone translesion synthesis; response to UV; replication fork processing. Gene Ontology annotation, molecular function: chromatin binding; DNA-directed DNA polymerase activity. The record is from RefSeq and is a predicted model, not a curated record. Gene Ontology annotation, cellular component: nucleus; mitochondrial matrix. Lineage: Eukaryota; Viridiplantae; Streptophyta; Magnoliopsida; Malvales; Malvaceae.